GCUGUACAGAGAGGAGGAGGAGGUGGAGAGCAGAGCGCGCGAGGAGGCGGAGAACGCAUCAUUCCGAACUCAGCGAUCAGCUCUCGCGCAUUCUUUCACGGACUUCUGCGGAGGGAACACUGGAGCGCACGAGAGAGUGAGAGAGAAAGAGUGAGAGAGACAGACAGACAGACAGACAGAGAGAGAGAGAGAGAGAGAGAGAGAGAGAGAGAGAGGUUGAAAGAGUUCGGAUCUCCUUUUUUUUCUUCCUCGGGUGUUUGAUAUAUUUUUUUUUUGGUUUGUUUUUGUUUUCCGUUAUCCGGACAUGUCGUUCCCGCAGCUGGGCUACCCGCAGUACCUGUACGGUGUUGGAGCGGCGGCUGACCGGCAGCUCCUCGCGCCGUCGUCGGUGUCUCCCGCGUCCCCGCCUUCCGCCGCGUCCUCGCGCGGGGCCAACUGCGACGUGGCGGGGAGCGCGUGCGCCGUCACCUCGCUGCUCGCGGCAGGAGCCGGCGGCGCCGGUGGCGUGUACGCGCACCCGUACGGCUACGGCGCAUUCCUGCCGUACACCAGUGCCGCUGAGCUCGCGCUCUUCUCCCAAAUGGGCUCACAGUACGAUCUAAAGGAUAGCCCCGGGGUCAGUUUUGCGGCUCACGCCUCCCCCGCAGCGUUCUACCCCUACGCCGGGUUCCAGUAUGGCGACGCGUCCAGGCCUAAGAACGCCACACGCGAGAGCACCAGCACGCUGAAGGCCUGGCUGAACGAACACCGGAAGAACCCGUAUCCCACCAAGGGCGAGAAGAUCAUGCUGGCCAUCAUCACCAAGAUGACGCUCACGCAGGUGUCCACGUGGUUCGCCAACGCCAGGCGGAGACUCAAGAAGGAGAACAAAGUGACCUGGGGCGCGCGAGCCAAGAGCGAGGACGGAGAGGACGUCGGCAUUUUCGGCAGCGACAAUGAAGACAAGCGUGAGGACGAAGAGGAGAUCGACCUGGAGAGCAUCGACAUCGAUAAGAUCGACGAGAAUGACGGGGACCGCAGCAACGCCGAGGAUGAGGAGGACGACGACGAAGACGACGACGAGGAAAAGCGAGCACGCAAACUCCUAAAGGAGAGAGACGACACCCACGCCCAUGUGCAUGCCAGCAAUGCUAAUGCUAAUGCUAACAAAAACAUGACCAUCAUGACAUCCCCGGGGCUCCAGAUCCCCGUCAGCAGCAAACCCAAGAUCUGGUCGCUAGCGGAGACGGCGACGAGUCCGGAUGUGUCUAAAAACACCGGUGUCCAACAUCCGGCCUUCCUCGGCAACCACAGACUGUACACCUGCCCCAUCGGGAAGAUCCACAGCUGGAACAACGGAGCUUUCCGCAGCCACAACUCACUGCUCAGCGUCCGCUCGCUGGUGGGAGUAAAUCAGAACCAUCUUCAUCAUCAUCAGCAGCAGCAUCAUCAUCAUCACAAUCAGAAUCAAACACAACAACAACAACAACAGCAACAGCAGCAGCAGAAUGUAAUGGAGAAGGACAAAAGCCCUGAGCAGCUCAGCCCCAAACACACAGAGCGGGGAGUUGAGUCGCCCACACACACCAUCACAAAGUCCUCGUUCAGACCUCUUCACGACGGUCCAAGGAAUCCUCAUCGAGUCCUGACCACCUGAUCUCCUGACAUAAAGACUCUAAAAUACAACAGAAAUACAGAAUUAAAUACCUAUGGAUAUUUGGAGUUUUGUAAAUAUAAUAUUAAUAAUUAAUAAUAUUAAUAAGAAUAAUAGCGCUUAAAUUUAUCCCGGGAUAAUGGGUAGGUUUGACUUCCUCUCUCUGUGUUGGUGUUUUUAUUCAGUUGUAUGAGUUUUCCCUGUAUUUUAUUAUUAUUAUUUUUUUUGUUUAUUUUUUUGUUUAUUUUCCUGUAAAUGCAGCAUCUCAAAUCUGUAAAUAGUGACUUGACGGAGUUUGUGCAGAUCCUAUAUUUUGUCUAU
Messenger RNA from Hemibagrus wyckioides, 1954 nucleotides. RefSeq names its product iroquois homeobox 1a (gene irx1a). Gene Ontology annotation, biological process: regulation of transcription by RNA polymerase II; neuron differentiation; cell development. NCBI's taxonomy places the organism in Eukaryota, Metazoa, Chordata, Actinopteri, Siluriformes, Bagridae. Gene Ontology annotation, cellular component: nucleus. Gene Ontology annotation, molecular function: DNA-binding transcription factor activity, RNA polymerase II-specific; RNA polymerase II cis-regulatory region sequence-specific DNA binding. The transcript is spliced from 4 exons. The record is from RefSeq and is a predicted model, not a curated record. The coding region runs from base 305 to 1636 and encodes 443 amino acids.